Oldenlandia corymbosa var. corymbosa is the source of this 282-nucleotide messenger RNA. Lineage: Eukaryota; Viridiplantae; Streptophyta; Magnoliopsida; Gentianales; Rubiaceae. The record is from the annotation of a GenBank genome assembly.
AUGUAUUUGGUGGGUUCUUCCAGACGUAUCAUUUGUUCUCCAAAAGCCCGAUAUGCUAUCAUCUACCAGCAGAAUGGUUUGGUACAAAUUGUUGAGCCUGAGAUCCUUGUGGAUGAACCUCUUGACAUCUACAAGUGCGCUAAGCUCACUGAUACGCUUGCUUCAUGUUACAAGGCAUUGAAUGAUCACCAUGUCCUUUUGGAAGGUACUCUCUUGACGCCUAAAAUUGUGACUCCUGGCUCCGAUGCUGUUGGAGAAGGCUACUCCAGAAAAGAUUGCUGA